Misgurnus anguillicaudatus (oriental weatherfish) is the source of this 2675-nucleotide messenger RNA. NCBI's taxonomy places the organism in Eukaryota, Metazoa, Chordata, Actinopteri, Cypriniformes, Cobitidae. The record is from RefSeq and is a predicted model, not a curated record.
UAUUACAGUAUGGUCAUUUAAAUAAAUAUUGAUAUCUGGUAUAAGCGACCGCUAUUUCAAAAAUAACAGAUGUUAAUUAAUUUGUAUUUCACAACAGUGUGUCAUUAAGACAUGUAGCAAAAUAUAAAAGUCAAUUGUUUACAUUAUUUUAAAUGUUACAUUUGGUAGUCAUGUGUCAUUAACUUUAAGAUGUUUGUUUCAGGCAGGAGCGAGGCAGCAAAAAGCACGUUAGAUCUCAUAACGGCUGGACAUGCAAGGUGGUGAAUCUUAAACGAACUUAAAGGCACGUGGCAGCAGAGGUCGCAACAGCUUACUUCAUAGGACUGGUGGUGUGUGACAAAUGAGAAAAGAUUUGUAGAACCAUGUCAUCAUUAGGGGAGGAAAUACGAGAUGCUGUGUUGGCUGUCCUACCUGGGCUACCAGAUGAUAAACUUUCUUCUCUCCUGAACACUUUGGCAAGCAUAGGAGUUGAAUCCAAAUCUGACCUGCAGUUCAUUAAAGAGCAGGAUCUCCCUGAUCACAUCACACCAAUACAGUGCCGUCGACUCCUCAGUGCAUGGAAUGCAGGAGAUCAAACAAGUUGUGUCAAAGUAACAUCUCGAGAAACCCCAAACCUGCUUUCUGAUACCACAACGGAGGUCUUCUUAUCAAAGUCUAGCUCAUCAAGCACACCAAGUGUGUCCAGCAGAGACAGUUCCAGUACAACUGUGGAUUUAUCUGUAUGGCCGGAAAACUUUGAAGUUCCCUGGAAUAGGAUGUCUUCUGAUAUUAAAACAGCCAUUGCACUGAGAAAACGCCCUACAGCAAAGGAUCGCAGAGAAAUGGUUAGAAUAAUUGUGGAUGAGAUGAGACUGACAGAGUUAAAUCCAUCGAAAUCACAGUGCCUGAUUGUGGCUAAGAAGAUAGUUAGACAAUAUCCGGAAUGCUUUGCUGAUGUCCUGCGAGAUGGCACAAAGAUUGGCACUGGUUAUGGAUCUCUGUUGACUCAAAUUAAAACACAAGUAGAGCAUGUUAAUCGUGGCUGCUCACUGUCAAGACGCAGGACACAGAAAAUUACCUCAAAUUCACCAGUGGAACACAUUGCUCCAGGACCUGCUGACCAGUACGGUUGUGUGAGAUGGCAGCCUGAGUGUCCUGUAGAAGAAACUGAGGAGAGUCUCAAAGAUAAACAAAAAGAAAUGAAAGACCUCUAUAGUACUGAGGGACCAGCUGGAGCAGAGAGAAGACAUCUCAGUCAAUUAAUGGAAGCAACAUACUAUCUCCAAAGAAAAUCAAUCAAUGCCUGUCCACCACCAUCCUUUGCUGAGUUGAAAAAUGACUGGCCAUACCUUUUUACACCCAAAGAACUUUAUAGCCACUUUAAAUCACUCACAAACAUAAGCAUUCUGGAAAAACUUGAGAACUCCAUGGAAGAGAAGGGAAAGAUGAUCAUUCAGUUUUUCCAACAAAAGCAAACAGGGUGUAAUGCAAAUGAGAUCCAGCGCAUACUUGUCAAGUUUGAUGAUAGUGGAGCAUCUUGUAUCAUCCCAUGCGUGAUCCUUCUACUUCUAUUCCAUUUCAAAGAGAAGCCUGAAGCACUCAUUCUUCAGGCUGAUGUAGCGGCAACAGAAGCUGAUGUUGAAAAUAGUUUCACUCUUCCAGACUCACCAAGACUGAUCGUCCUAGGUGAAAUCCUCACUGCAACUCAGUGGAUGCUGAGUAUUGAAGGUCAGGUGGUUGUGAGUCCACACCCAAACCUUGUGGCUGGAUUUGCAGCCUUGUUUGCAGCAUACUACAACUUUAACCUGGUUUACCAGGAGGAGGCAUCCUCCACACUUGAAUUUGUUCAAAGAUGUUUUGUUGGAAUCAACCCUACCACUGGAACCAAGACAGCCACAACAAAGGUUGGAGGCAGAAAAAGUGGAAAAGCCUCUGAGAAAAGAAACAACACCGUAAACCCUCAUGUGUGUACUCUUCUCAGAAAAUUAAUGGACUUUGAAUGGUUACGCAUGUAAGUUCUUGUUCAUGUAUUUAGACCUUACUGGUUCUUACUGGUGACUUUCCUUGUGUAUAUGUUGUUUUUAUAGAUAAAUAUGGUUUCAAUGUUCUUACUUUAGAGAAUGGACAAAUUAAAAGAGACCAUUCGUGUUCCUCAGAGAAUCAAAUGGAAUUAUUUUUGUUGGUAAAAAACCCGGAAAUAUGCUGUCUAAAUAUGCUUUAAGCCUUUUAAUACUUACUUCUUCACAAUUUUAGUUAUAUUUUUUCUUACUGGAUUUAUCACAUAAUGUUACGUUAUGUGGGCACUCUGUAGAUGUUUAUUUUGUUCCGCAUUAUACUUGACAGUAAUGUCAAAUUGCACAUCGUUGAAAUGCAACAAUUCCAAUAUUACUGCCGAGAAUUAAAAUUCGCCAAUGUGAAGAAGUUGUUCAUGUAUUAAGACCAAAACAUGUUUCAAAUAGGCCAGUUCUGUGAAUAAAGAAUUGUGUUUUUGACAUACAAGUUAUGUUAUGUUCCAACACAGAUGUAACACUAUCUUAAAUGUAACACAAACUGUGUUUAAAUGUUUUAUAGAUGGCAUUUUUUUAAUAUUGAAUAUUCAGGAUUGAGUGGAAGAUUUGCUGAAACAACAGCAUAUGUUUGAUUGUUUGAAAGUACAGAAACUGUUGUCAGUUUUAAUAAAUGUUGUUAUUGAAGCA